Messenger RNA from Seminavis robusta, 588 nucleotides. The record is from the annotation of a GenBank genome assembly. Lineage: Eukaryota; Bacillariophyta; Bacillariophyceae; Naviculales; Naviculaceae.
AUGUCAGAACAAGGUUUAACCAUUCCAUUCCGUGGGUACGAUUAUUCCUUCUAUUGGCACAUGUACUCUCCUCCACAGACUCCUCGUCCCGACGAUGUCAUUCUGGGCCGUGGGGGAAAGAAGCACGAACACACCGGUAAUGAACGGCUCCAAAAGAUGGCUCUGGAAAUGGUUUGUGAGUACAUGAAAGCCAGAAAGAAGGAAAAGGGAAAACUCGCAGAAGAAUUGGUCCAACGGGUGCACCAGAACGGAGGCCGCUUCAUGGAGCAAAAGCUUGAUAAUGGUCCGUGGGAAGUGGUGAGCUUCGACAAAGCAAGAGCCAAGGCACGCGAUUGCCUCCACAGUAUCUUAGCGGAUCCCAAGAAACUACUGAGGGACCGUCUUCGUACCUUUUCCGUGGGAGAUGGCAAUCCAUUUGCCGGGUUGGAAGAAGAUGACGCUGCCGGCACCUGGACCCAUAUGGACGAGGGCAUGGGCGGCGAUACCACAAAUACCACCGGUGACAACAAUGUCGUCAUGGACAGUCAUGGAUUGCAUGACAUGGAAUUCCCCGUUUUGGAUGAAGAUAUGGAUGAUUUGGAUCUUUAG